CUCGCUGGGGAAUGCUGUUACACGUUGUAGCACCUCCUUAAUAUCUCUUACUGCUGCCCAGGAGUUAAAGGGUGUCGGGAGCCUUUGCUGCUCAGGGAGGUGGGGGAAAGAAAAUUGUUUAUAGUUCUCUUCCUUUUCUCCACUCCCACAAUUAAACAUGCAAAAAAGACCCAGGACAUUCGGUGGCAUUCUGCCAUGAUCCUGGUGAGCAGCACGGAGGAGUCUGAAACAUACCUAGAGGAAUCAUUUUUACUCUGCCUGGAGGUUUCCUAGAUCUAAAAGAAAGGCCGAGUUAGAGUACCCUUCCAAAAUGGCUGCUAUUAAGGAAGAGAGAGAAGUGGAAGACUACAAGAGGAAAGGAAGACGAUCCUCACAGCAGAAAUACCGUAGACUGAAUAAGGGCCAUGAGCCAAAGGAGCCGGAGCAGUUGCGAAAGCUGUUCAUUGGAGGUCUGAGCUUUGAAACAACAGAUGAUAGCUUGAGAGAGCACUUUGAGAAAUGGGGCACGCUCACAGACUGUGUGGUGAUGAGAGACCCACAAACAAAACGUUCCAGAGGCUUUGGCUUUGUGACUUACUCCUGUGUGGAGGAGGUGGAUGCUGCCAUGAGCGCUCGACCACAUAAAGUUGAUGGACGCGUGGUUGAACCAAAGAGAGCUGUUUCAAGGGAGGAUUCUGUAAAGCCUGGGGCACAUCUCACGGUAAAGAAAAUAUUUGUUGGUGGAAUUAAAGAAGAUACAGAAGAAUAUAAUUUAAGGGAGUACUUUGAAAAAUAUGGCAAGAUUGAAACCAUAGAGGUCAUGGAAGACAGGCAGAGUGGAAAGAAGAGAGGCUUCGCUUUUGUCACUUUUGAUGAUCAUGAUACAGUUGAUAAAAUUGUUGUUCAGAAAUACCAUACUAUAAAUGGACACAACUGUGAAGUGAAAAAAGCACUCUCUAAACAAGAGAUGCAGACUGCUAGCUCUCAGAGAGUGAAAUAUUUUGUAGGUCGUGGGGGUGGCUCAGGCAACUUCAUGGGCCGUGGAAACUUCGGAGGCGGUGGAGGGAAUUUCGGCCGAGGAGGAAACUUUGGUGGGAGAGGAGGCUAUGGGGGUGGUGGUGGCGGUGGUGGGAGCAGAGGAAGCUUUGGGGGUGGUGACGGAUACAAUGGAUUUGGUGAUGGUGGCAACUAUGGAGGUGGUCCUGGCUAUGGCAGCAGAGGAGGUUAUGGUGGUGGUGGAGGCCCAGGAUAUGGAAACCCAGGUGGUGGAUACGGAGGUGGAGGAGGAGGAUAUGAUGGCUACAAUGAAGGAGGAAAUUUUGGUGGUGGUAAUUAUGGUGGAAGUGGAAACUACAAUGAUUUUGGCAAUUACAGUGGACAACAGCAGUCUAACUAUGGUCCCAUGAAAGGUGGUGGCAGCUUUGGUGGCAGAAGUUCAGGCAGUCCCUAUGGUGGUGGUUAUGGAUCUGGAAGUGGAAGUGGGGGCUAUGGUGGUAGAAGAUUCUAAAAAUGCAACCAGAGAAAAGGGUUGAAUGAGAAGCUGCUGCUUGACAAAAUGGGGAAUGUCUUGCACAUCCUCUUCAAAUGAAGGUUUCUGACUGGGUUGACAUCUCUCUCUAUUAGCUUUUUCCUGAACUAAAGUAAUCCAAGUACCUCCAUAGAAGAAAAAAUGGCCUUCACGUAGAAGAUAAUGUCGCAAGAUGGGAAACAGAAUAAAAUGGUAUAACUGGCAAAGACUUCAAGAGCAGUGGUGCUAGUGUGCUGACAUCUUGAAACUUGUGGUUAAACAAGUUAAACUGGAAUGGAAAUUUAAAAUUUCAGUAUAGUCCAUAAUGGAUUGAAAUUUGUUAAAAUAUUUCAAUUUUGUAUCAGAAUAAAGUAUAUAUUGUCAAAUGACUUACAAUCUAAAAUGUGUUGGCAUCACCUUUUUGUAGUGCUGUGGAGAACACAAAGUGGUCUGGAAUUACUGCAACAUAUUUUCUUACAGGAGCAUCUUUCCAGUUUGGGACUGCAAGCCAAAACCCCUUGGUUCAGGCCUGCUUUUCAGCUUUUGUCUUAAUAGUUUUAAAACAAUGUUUUGAUCAAGAAACAAAUGGUUUCCACGUGGCAGCUUGUUAGUGUAUGAGAUCAGCAUUGUGAUGUUUGGCACUGUCACUACUUAGGCUUGAGAGCAUACUCUGUACCUCAGUAAUAAUAAAAUGAAGGUUAUAGUUUA
Molecule: messenger RNA, 2194 nt
Organism: Cinclus cinclus
Lineage: Eukaryota; Metazoa; Chordata; Aves; Passeriformes; Cinclidae
Gene: HNRNPA3
Product: heterogeneous nuclear ribonucleoprotein A3
Exons: 14
Coding region: 311-1486 (391 amino acids)
Molecular function (GO): RNA binding
Source: RefSeq, a predicted model, not a curated record